Molecule: messenger RNA, 858 nt
Organism: Chenopodium quinoa (quinoa)
Lineage: Eukaryota; Viridiplantae; Streptophyta; Magnoliopsida; Caryophyllales; Amaranthaceae
Exons: 2
Coding region: 1-858 (285 amino acids)
Source: RefSeq, a predicted model, not a curated record
AUGCCAAAAUAUUCUAAGUUCCUUAAGGAAAUCUUUAGUGGCAAAAGAGAGUGUAAUGAGGUGGACUCGGUAAAGGUUGGGGAGUAUUGUAGUGCUCUUAUCCACAUUGACUUACCCAAGAAGAUGAAAGAUCCGGGCAAUUUUUCAAUACCUUGCAACAUUAAUGGAAAAGUGUUUCAAAAUGCUCUUUAUGAACUUGGUGCUAGUGUUAGCAUAAUGCCAUAUUCUGUCUUCAAAAAGCUUAAGCUAGGUGAGCUCCUCCCAACCAACAUAACCCUACAAUUGGUCGACCAUUCUAUUAAGUUCCCCAAGGGUAAAAUUGAGGAUGUCCCCCUCAAGAUAGGAGAGUUCACUAUCCCCGUUGACUUCAUUGUGCUAGAGAUUGCGGAAGAUGACAACAUUCCUAUCAUUCUAGGGAGACCAUUAUUAGCAACUUCGGGCGCCUUGGUAGAUGUGAAAGGUGGCAUUAUUACCUCGUGUGUUAGUAAUGAUUCGGCUAGUUUCAAGCUUAAACCCAUGCAUGAAUCCCUUUCUUUUGUGCAAGGAAUUAUGUGCAUUAAUUCGCUUCAUUUGAAUGAUAUUUCUUGCAUUCUUUCGUUGUCUACUAAUGAUGUCAUUGAAGGUUGUGACAGUACUUCUAUAAGCAUUGAUAGCAAAUUGGUUAGUGAUGGAAAGAAAGAGAUCUCAUGGGUUGAGGAUGUGAUUGAGAUGCCGAAUUGGUUUGAACUUGCUUUGAAUGAUGAUGUGAGUAGUGGCAUUGACGAUGAUAUGUCUCAUGAUGUGGUUUUGCCCAAGCUUGGAAAUGACUUUUCCCUCUCCACCACUUUGGACAAUGUGGUCUUCUUUGAUCCUCCAUGA